AUGGCCUCGCGAUUCCCUCCAAGGGACCGCUCACCCCAUCGAUAUAGUGAUCGUCGCUCCCUUACAUCUGGGCCUCGCGGGGGAGAUGACGCCAAUUCUAUCCCGCUUGGCCGGGAGCCGCCCAGGGGCCCGAAAGCUCUAAUCGACUCGUCAAGAGCAGGACCCUUCACGCCGGCAGGACCCAGAGGAAGGGGAACGUCUAGUAGGACGGACUACCGAGACCGUGAUUCUCGCGAUUCACGGGAUUCAAGAGAUGGCCCCACUUCGUUCAGACGGGACUCCGACCGUGAAUGGUCGCGCAGAGACCGGAACUUCGAUUCAAGGGAUUCUCGUCCGUCAUUCAACCGCGGUCGAUCCAGGUCGCCUCCACUGAGAGAUUUUCGUGAUUCGGCACCCCGGGAUCUUGACUUGCCAAGGUUGUCACGGCCUAGUCGAGAUGGGCCUUCAGGGCCACUGCUAUCGGAUCUUUCACCUGUCCGUGGUGGGUCGGUACGUGGUCGUGGCCGUGGCGAACGUGAGAGAGGACGAGGCAGGGGGUUUGCAGAUGAUCGUGAUUUGUUUCGAAGAAGGAGUCUGUCUCGAGACGCUUGGAGGGACCGUGAUUCCCGUUUUGAACGCGACAGAGACCGAGACCGGGAUCGGGACCGUGAAAGAGAUAGAGAAAAUAGAGAAAAUAGAGAAAGAGAUGAACGACGUGACAGAUUUGAGAGACGAGGAGAUGACUCACGUUCAGAAAGGGACGAGAGGGAUAGACUUUCUGACCGACUGGAACGCUCUGAUACUUGGAAGAAAGACCGGAUUCCCAGCAGGAUAGAGCCCAGAGGUUCCUCUGUAGCGGCCACAAUAUCCCCGUCCACCAUCUCGCCACGGUCGUCUGCUACACAACUAGUUUCUUCAAAGGAUGAGCCUUCCGAUGCUUCACAAAAAGCUCCUAUUGCCCCAGCAUCGCUUCCCAAAGAACAAAAUAAAGUUUCCAGCAAGCAGGAUAGCUCUUCAGUCCGUCAGGAAAGUUCUACGGACCGACCAAUAACUCACUUCCCACAUCAGUCAGCAUUCACAGAGGUUCCUGCCUUUGGCUCGUUUACGGGAAGUCCUCGCCCAGCUGCCGCAAGCGUUACAGCCCAGCCUUCAGCACCAGGUACAACGCCUUCCCGAGGCCGGACACCAUCUGCAUCAACACCUGCUGUUGCUCCUGCAGCUCAGAAUGAUGGCUUUGGUGCAUCGUCCGUUCGCCCACCUACGUGCCCUCGUGCUGAUAGGGCGGAUAAUCAGCAGGCCCCUGACGUUCGUAACAAGGGCGAACUGUCAAUACGGCCAGGUCGACCGCCGCCUACAUCUCCAAACGUUCCCCCUACUCCGUCGCUUGAUCGCAGGGAAAUCACUCCCUCUACUCUUGACAGCCAUGGCGAAGAACGAUCGCCGGGACUGUCGGCGCAGACCUCUGGUCCCAUGUCUCCAGCCAUAGGCCCUUCGAUUCUCCCCCCACUUGCGAUUUCUCGAGCGCCGUCUGACAUCAGUGGUUCACCUGUAACACAGCGGCGGCCAUCAAACACCCAGACUUCACCGCGUAUGCCAUUUUCAAACAUACCAACUGGGCCAAGGGCGCUGCAAAGGCCCGUUGCCCCACGCGCCAAUGCCAAAGGAAGCAAUCAAUGGGUCCGACCGGGGUACGGCAAUCGAGGACAGCCGGCUAUUACCUCCGGCUCCCCCACUAAACGUGAUAGCCACCCUGAUGAGAAGGACGCAACAGUGCCAGGCUCUAUCGAGUCGCGCAGGGAGGACGAUCAACAUGAUGAAAAAUCUGGCUUAAUUGGAGCAGUCAGUUCAGAAAAAGGGAUACAAAAGGCAGAAGAUGAUGCCAUACUUGAUCCCGAUACUGGGAGUGUAAAUAUGAGAAAAGCGUCUCCAGACCCCCAAGACAAAAAUGAAUUUCGUCGACUCAGGGAUGACAGUAUGCUAUUACCUAUGCUACUUGCUGAAUCUAGUGGUGAAGUGUCAGACGACGAGGAUGACCUGGAUGAAGAGGACUUCAACCAAGGCGAGCAACGAUUCGAGAAGGAGAUGCAGGCACUGGCUGCAGAAAUACCGCCUCCUCCACUUGAGGACCCUGUGGUUGUUGGCCUGUUGCUAAAAAUACAAAUGCUCGGUAUGAUUGCCGAAGGUGCCAUCCCAGCAUCGUUGGACGAGCCGGGUGCAGCCAUUGAAAUCGAGACAUCAGAUGGCCCUCCGACUCUUCUCCCGCUUCCCAGUAAAGAGGCGAAUGAUGUUGAACUUCCUGAUGCUCCAGCAGCGGCCGAUGAUUCUAUGGCUGACGUGCCAAAGCUGGAAAAUCUUCCCUUUUUGAGCGCCGGGCCACCGACACCGUUUUCUGAUAUGGACAGUUAUCAGGAGAAUCUUCGAUCGCAUGAGCGACUGAAGAAUACGAUUCGCGAUGAGAUGAAGAGUCAGCGCAAAGAAAUAUCUAAAUACCAUGCCGACUUGCGUGAACAGUACCGUGCAUAUUACCGGCCCUGGAGACUGGCGGUUGAUGCGAUGGACCGGAAGAAAGCCGCAGAAGAAAAGAAAGCGGUCACUCCGGUCCCAGCCACGCCUCCAAGUACAGCCGCGUCAGCUGCAGCAAAUCCAAUCCUUGAGGGGCGGAGGGGGUACCGAAUGAACAGCGAAUUAGACUUUCAACUUGCAUUAAAGGCAUCCACCAUCACUGCCGAAGAGGAGAAUGCACGUCGCAGGGAUCAAGAACCUACAGCACGACCUGACUUGUCUCGAGAAGCACCAAUUCCAGACAUGCUCGACCCGGUCCAAAAAGAAAAGUUGAUAUUUCAAGAUACGAAUCAGGUGGUUGAUCCAGCAAUGGCAUUCGAAGUCUUCUCGUUCAAUCUUCCUCCUGAUGACUUUACGCCUGACGAACAUAAAAUCUUCACUGACACAUUUAUGUCCCAUCCAAAAAAAUGGGGUAAGAUUGCUCAAGCCAUUCCAGGCCGGACUUUCCAACAGUGUAUCAAUCACUACUACCUAACGAAGGAUGAGAUGAAAUACAAGGCCAAGCUGAAUAAAAGAUAUGUUCGAAAGCGAGGAAAGAAACCUGUUUCGAGGCCACCCAGGUCCAAUGCUCUUAUGGCUGAUCUUGGGGUUGUUCGGCCCCUCUACGAGGGCGAUGACGCUGGAGAAUCAACUCCUGCUGUCACAGAUACAGGACGGCCAAGACGAGCGGCAGCACCCACUUUUGGGGACAACGCCGCUGAUACAGAGACCAGCACGCCAACACCAACCUCGGGCAAGCGAAAUAAUGGAAAGGACGGGACUGAUCAAUCAGCCGAGAAACCUGCAAGACGCGGUGGCAGGGGUGGAAAUCGUGGAGGACGGCGAACUAGAACUCAGAAUAUGAACCACACCCCUAUUGCCGCUGCUCCUCCAAAAACAGCCCCCGAGCCUAUUAUUGAAAGUGCUGCAGAGACGAUCGUCCUAAAACCGAAAGAUGAACCUGAAAAAGUGGCGGCUGAGACUGCUCCCUUGAGGGCCAAAUCUAGUAGAUCGCGCACAAAGGAAGUCAAAGAGACCCCGCCCGCCACCUCAGAGCCACCAGAAGGAGACUCGAUGUCGAGAUUGCCAGAGCCCGGUGGCUACGGUUCCCAGCAGCCUACAAGCUACUGGUCUGUGCCGGAACAGCGAGAUUUUCCUGACCUUGUGGCACAUUUUGGUCGAGAUUUUGAAGGCAUAUCGCAGUUUAUGAAGACGAAAACCCCAACUAUGGUUCGAAACUACUUCCAGCGAGCCAUUGACCAGGGCAAGAGUGAGCUUGAGGAUCUGGCCCUGGCCGCUGAAGCCAAAAAGCAGAAGGGGGAGCCAACGGGGCCUCUACCUGUACCAAGCCAGCCUACCAAGCGGCGGUACGAUGCCAUUCCCUCUGUUGUUGGGCCACGACCUCUAGCUCCCAACACGGAGAAUGAGCUAGGAGACAGGAUGACCAGCACGAAAUCCAAACCAGGAGUUAUUCCACUAGCAGCAGCGCCGCCUGCUAUUCAGCCUCGCCAGCCAGUAGAGAAAGGACAACCUCAGCAGACAUUCUAUCCUGGACCACAUGUAGGCGGGCCUCAGAUAAUGCCUGUAUCCUCUACUGAAGAUCCUCAACAGCGUGGACGUGUCCAGAACCAGCGUCAACAUGGUCCUCGUCUUGGCUACUUUUCUGAAUCUCGCUCCGAAAUCAGACCUGCUCCUGCACAGGUGAAUAUCCCAGGUGGUCCUUUGCAAGAGAUGGAGCUAAAACGGCAACAAUCGCAAUCUAUUGCCUCUCUUCCACCAGGUAUGCAUCCUCAGGGUAUCAGUCGACACAAUGUCCCGCCUGAUGGCCCAGAUGUUGUCUAUCAACAAGUGCCCCAGUCGUCUCCAUUUUCGCAGCCUUCAUACCUCCAGCCGCGCUCGAAUGUGCCACCUGCGACUAUGUCCCAGCCCCAUUCGCGACGUCCCAGUAGGGGUGUUCCGUCAACUGCAGCGUCGCCUCAACCCACACCGAGAAUGGAACCUAAUCUGUCAUCUGCCGAUAUGCUUGGCCAGUCCAAGAUCAUGUACAGACAACCCUCGCAAUAUAUGGACAUCAAUCGCCUGACUCCGUCGGGUUCACCACAAAAAGAACUCAGUCUGCCAAACUCUAUGCAGGGCUCAGGACCUCCAGAGCCCCCACGACAGGUCCCUGCAAAACGCUCUAAUAUUAUGAGUAUCUUGAACGACGAGCCAGAAGAUCCACAGCCACGAAAACGCUUUGCGAGCCCACGUCCUGCCUCUCCACGCCCUGCGUACAAAAGUCAUGCUUUGCCAGCGCAUUCUAGCCGCUCUGACGAUACAAACCAGCCGUACCAAAGGCCACAAUAUACCCCUGUUGGCUCACGUCAGCCACAAGUGCCUCAUUCCUCACAGCAACAGCAGCCUCACUCACAAAUGAGCUCAAGCCAGGCAUACUCGGGCUAUUCUGGCCACUACGGUAGCUCUUCGUCAGGUGGCUCAUUGAAUCAAGAUUGGGCCGCGAGAUUUGAUCCUCGAGGGCAACAGCAGAGUCAAGUCUCUAACCCAGUCGACCAACAUGCAUCUCGUCUGACAAGACAACCUUCAGCGAGCCAUAUUUAUACUAAUACCGGCAUGCCUCACUCUGCCCCGGCAUCUACAAUUCAACCCAUGGCACAACAACAGCCGCCUCCCUCAAGCCAGCAUCAAAGUCAACGUCCACCUUUCGCGCAUCAAGUGAUGCAGCAACCACAGCCGAUGCACAUCCAAGGGCAACAGAGCUCCUCUAGCAGCGGCUCGCCAAUGUCCCAGCAUUUGCCGCAGACCUUUUCUCGGCCUGGCAGCCCGCCAAUUCAGCGGCAUAGUAUUUCGUAUGCUUCAAAGUCGUCUCACCCGCGGCCCGCUUCACCGAUACCACCGUCGAGUAGUCUAAGUAAACCUCCACAGCAAUCUCCAAGGUUUGCUUCCUACACUCAAAGCCCCGGCCACCAGGUUCAACCAGCUAUGGAAAAUUCGCACCAUACUAGUCAUCUCUACCGACAGCCUAGUGCCCAAGGUGCCCCGUCACAGCAAUACGGGCAGUCAGUACGCCGUGUCCCGUCGCUGUCACCCAGACAUCAACCAUCCCACCUGCCCUCGUCACAGCAUGCGUUGGCACAGCAGGAAAUCCAGUCACAGCGUGCUCAUCGUGCAUCAUUCAGCAUAGGCCAGCAGGCUACGCCUCAAUUCCAUCGCAACCCUCCUCCAGCUCACACCCCAAGUCUUAGCCGGACCGCAGGAAUCCCGAUGGAAAGGUCUUACACUCCCCCGUCUGGGUUGUCGCAACAUAUUUCCGGUCCCGGGGGCAACACCAGCGCCCAUAUGUAUUCAUCAGGUAGCCUAGUGCAUUCCCAAAGCCGUCAUAUGCAACAACAGGGCCGCCCCCCGCCUCAACAGCAACAAACGCAGCAUCCAACCCAACAACCACCGCACUCGCUGCACCAACUUCCUCCAAGACAUCCAGGUGGCGGGUCUGGGUCCGGAAUGGAUCAUCAUAUGUAUGACCGUAGAUAA
Messenger RNA from Ophidiomyces ophidiicola, 6048 nucleotides. RefSeq lists its product as uncharacterized. The coding region runs from base 1 to 6048 and encodes 2015 amino acids. Lineage: Eukaryota; Fungi; Ascomycota; Eurotiomycetes; Onygenales; Onygenaceae. Gene Ontology annotation, cellular component: Set3 complex. The transcript has 2 exons. Gene Ontology annotation, biological process: regulation of transcription by RNA polymerase II. The record is from RefSeq and is a predicted model, not a curated record.